Molecule: messenger RNA, 549 nt
Organism: Rhodofomes roseus
Lineage: Eukaryota; Fungi; Basidiomycota; Agaricomycetes; Polyporales; Fomitopsidaceae
Exons: 3
Coding region: 1-549 (182 amino acids)
Source: RefSeq, a predicted model, not a curated record
AUGGUGAAGCUAUCGCUGUGUACGAAGUGCAAGAAGUUUCAUUAUUGCUCUAAAGAAUGCCAGAGGAAAGACUGGCCGUCACACAAAGGAUUCGCUAAGCAAAUUGAGACUGUUGAAAGACUGUCUCUCCUGGAUCCAUUCGCGGGACAAAGACUCAAACACUUCACUGAUUGGUGUUUCAAUUCUGCGACGAACAAGUUACCUUACGUCAGUGCAUUACGACUGUACGAAGACCCUGGGCGGGCGCACACCCAUGUCAUAUUCGAGCAGUCGGUGUACACUCCCCGAGCGGGACCGCUCACGAAAGACAAGUUCAGGAUCAUCAGAUGUGCGGUGUACCGCAUGUCCGAUGCUCUGCCUGAGAUCGAGCGCGCUCUCAAGCUGAGUCCUGGCGAGGGCAUCAGACUAUGCAACGAGAUGCUACACGAAUCUCAUCCCGUGGCGGAGGAGUUGGUUUUAUUCCUCACUCUAAGAUAUGGCGAAGGAAUGUCCCCGAAGCUCGGCCGAGGUCUACAUUCCCUCCUCUAUACGUCGAAAGCAAUCCACUAA